This is a messenger RNA of Protopolystoma xenopodis, 630 nucleotides long. The record is from the annotation of a GenBank genome assembly. NCBI's taxonomy places the organism in Eukaryota, Metazoa, Platyhelminthes, Monogenea, Polystomatidea, Polystomatidae.
AUGUCGAAUAAACUGAGUGAUAAGAGUGGCCGAAAAGAUCUACCACAUAAUCCUUCUCAGGGGUACUGGUUAGGUGACUGCUUGCCUUCAAAUGCUCUAUCACCAAUUACUCUGGCAUCAAGUCUUGGUUCGGCUAGCUUUUGCUCCCCCACUCCAGCCAUCAGCGCAUCUCAUCGGGCUAAUAACCUUCCAUUCUCUGGCCUACCCAAUCUGGCCAAUCACCAUCUCGCCGCUUCCAUUGAUAGAUUAGACCCAUCAGUUACGACAACGGCUGUCAAAAUCCAGGAAACCUGUCCUGAUUGGGCCAGGCCGACCAGCUCUCAAACCAACGAGGGAGCUAGGCCGGUACUGCUACGCUCAGCUUCCUUCUUGAUAUCGAAUUCACAUCCUUGCCAGAUGGUGGCUGAUAAAGAAUUGACUCCAUUCAGAUCACAUGAGGAAGAAUCCGGAGCUGGUGGAAACUGUGUAUGUAAGACGGUGGCCCCAGGGCUUGAAACCAGCGCUGACUGUGUCAAGUGGAAAGAUUUCACUGGGAGGAGACAGAGGAGACGAGCUUCUGAAGCCUCAUCAGUAGCUUCACAGCGAGCCAUUAAAGCUGCUACAACUGGGUUGCAGGCGAUGAACGACUAA